This is a messenger RNA of Rangifer tarandus platyrhynchus (Svalbard reindeer), 285 nucleotides long. The record is from the annotation of a GenBank genome assembly. Lineage: Eukaryota; Metazoa; Chordata; Mammalia; Artiodactyla; Cervidae.
AUGAGCAAGCCCAGCGGCUGGCACGGCUGCUCACACCCCUGCUCGUUCAACGUCAGCCGCCGCUGUGACGGGAAGGGCCAUUCUGAUGCGGCCGCUGUCGCGAUGGUGACACUGUGUACAUACUCUGUGCUGCAUGUGCCUGUGACAAUGAUGUCAGGGGCUGCCCAUGCUGGGAAGUUGGAGGACACGCAUGAAGCAUCCAUCCUGGGGCUGCUGGAGGCCCAUGCUGGGAAGUUGGAGGACACGCAUGAAGCAUCCAUCCUGGGGCUGCUGGAGCUUCCCUGA